Messenger RNA from Fusarium vanettenii 77-13-4, 969 nucleotides. RefSeq lists its product as uncharacterized. Bases 1 to 969 code for a protein of 322 amino acids. NCBI's taxonomy places the organism in Eukaryota, Fungi, Ascomycota, Sordariomycetes, Hypocreales, Nectriaceae. The transcript has 2 exons. The record is from RefSeq and is a predicted model, not a curated record.
AUGUUCAUUGCCCAAUCACACAUUGAACACAACGUCCUCGACAUUGGUGGCAGUAAGCUCGACACGGCUUUUGCCAGUAACCUGCCUGCCGCCAUUGCCGGUACAGAUUGGUUUCCCAAGGAACUCGCCUACAUUAAGGGAAUGGAAAAGUGGUGUGCUAUUGCUAACCGCUCGUACCAGACCACGGAUGAACUGAGCAUCAUCGAAUCGACCGCUCAGGAGGUCGUUGCCCAGCUGCCCUCGGGUACCUGUAUCAUCGAUAUGGGCGCUGCUGACUCUUUCAAGUUUGCUCCGUACGCCCAGGAGUUCAUCGCUCAGAACAAGGAGUGCACCUAUGUGCCUCUGGAUCUGUCCGAGUCCUCCCUAAUCCGCCACAUUGACAAGGUCAAGGAGGCUUUUCCUACCAUUAAGUGUGUCGGCCUCUGGGGUUCUUUCCAGCAGGGCGACCGCUUUUUUCACAACAUCCCACAGGGGAGACUCUUCCUCUCUCUUGGCAGCAUCUUCUACAAUGCCCCUGAUGACAUGUGCGUUGAUCGCUGCGCUGAAUUCCGCCGCCAUUUGGCGAGUUCUGAUCGACUGAUUGUUGGUCAGGACGCACCAUCUGCCACGGAGAGCCAUAGUGCUCAGUCGUCUUACCAGACGGAUGAGUAUGCGGCUUUCUUUGUUCGCUAUCUGGAGGGCAUCCAGGACCACGCUGGGAUCGUGGCUGAUGCGAAGUCCGCUUGGACCUACGAGUCCAACAUGGACAAGGCUAUGCAUUUCUUCAAGGUCACCGCCCUGAAGGACAUGGUCUGUGAGAACUUUGGGGGAUACAAGAUCUCCGCCGGUACGACGUACAAGAUGUUUCCAUCUUGGAAGCGUGGCGAGGAUGAGAUCCUCGCGAUUACUAAGAAGGAGGGCCUGUCCGUCAAGACUCUUGGCAAGGCCAAGAACUCCGGCAUGCGCCAGUAUCUUAUUGGCCCUCAGUAA